AGUAUGCUUACUUUCGAAGUCUACACUGUUCGUCAAACUUUCCGUUGCGUACAUUUCGUUGUCUUCAGUGAGAGUUUACCUACGUUGAAAAGGUUCUGUCGCGGGGUCGCGUGAUUAUUUGUUCUUUCUCACUCUUGGAAUGGGCUCGAAGUAACACAGUUGUUCUGGUUCGUGUUGUUUCCACCAUCUAUCUAAAUUCGGAAUCAUACAUCGUGGUUGUGAAAACGGCAACAAUCAUGGCGGCUGAGAGAAGCAAGUCGCAAGUGUUCGUUUUUAAUGGGUGCUAAUAGAAGGCCCGCGACUAACGAACGGGCACAGUGUAUCCUCGUGUGUGACAGUGUAUGUGUGUGUGUCCCUGGUGCUUUAAAAAAAAGUGUCGAAUUUACUAUUUAGUUGCGUUACUUUUUUGACAUCGCAAAAUUAUAGGGGAAUGAUCAUUGAUGAAGAAAAAAAAUAGUAAAAUAAGGAGUGUUGAGGAGACAAGACAAAAGAGCAAGCGGGGAAAAUAAAUAUGCGUUUGAUCGAUCGUGAGACAUGAGUGAGGGUGUUAACGAAACAGCGGUGAGCUUCGUGGACUCGUCGACCGCAAGUACGACUACCGCGGCAACGACAACCACGACAACGACGACGGAUGGGGCUACGGUAAAAACGACCUUGGAAUGCAAUGAAACGAUCGAAAUACAGCCAGAAUCACCACCAUCCUCAAAACCUCAUAAUCAUUCGACAAAAACGUCAAAAAAAACUACAUACGUCGUUAGAAAAUAUAGGAAAUACACAUCAAACGGCCGCGCCUUUCACCUGAUCGAUGGUAAAAAAAUUCGCAGUGCCCUUACACACAAGAAAUGGCCGCCGCGAGAUCGAAGAGUCAGCUUUCCGAGCGACGACAACCAAUUGGUCACGGGUUAUCUCGAACCCGCAAAUCCAUGGGAACACGCCAAGAAUGUGAACACCGAGGACUUGAUCUCGUCGUACAAAGCAUCCUGUCAACGACAUGGUGCCGAGCCAAUGGAUAAUCUCAUAGCUCAACUCGAGAAAUUGGAUAUUUCUGAUGAUGAUCGUUGUCCGGAACUUAGCUUGAAGAACGAGUGUUUAGACCCGCCUCGCUGCGAGCCACUCGAGGAGUUGCUGAAAAGAGUACAAUUUGAGAAAAUCGACGUUGAAUCAUCGUCGUUAGAUGAUGAGAGUGCUACGAUAUUGUUCGACAUGCUCGAGUAUUAUCAAUCAGCCAGACAUUUGAAUAUGUCGAAUAAUCGCAACAUUGGAGCGCGAGGAUGGCAAGCUUGCGCUCUAAUGAUAAAAAAGACAACGUGUCUCGAACAGUUCGAAGCGAGGGAUAUAACCUUAACACAGCAACACAUGAACAUUUUGAAACGACCGCUCCAACUGGUGUCGCACUUGCACGUGCUUAAAUUAGAAAAUUGUGGUCUUGCUGGAAGAGCUUUUCUCAUAUUAGUUGCAGCUUUAAAAAUGAAUACUGGAUUAAAAGAGCUGCACCUGGCGGAUAACGGUUUCGAGCAGGAAGAUGCGAUACAGCUUGGUGCGCUUUUGAGGGUUAAUAAUCACUUGCAGCUGCUAGAUAUUAGUAACAAUCACAUCAAGGACGAGGGCGUUCGUGAUCUAAUGGACGGACUCGUUGCUCAGUCGGGCGAAUGCACAAACGGCAAAGGUCUUAGUAUCCUUGUCUUGUGGAAUAAUGAUCUUACAAGGAGCUCGUCAACAUAUUUCUCUGAAGCUAUAGCACAAUCUCGGAGCCUCGAGACCCUCAAUAUUGGCAAAAACGUCGUAGGUAAUGAGAUAUUUGAAUUGGCACAAGAGCCUUUGAUCAAGUCUCGGAGUUUGCUGCAGUUAGGUAUGCAAUCGACGAACGUGACGUGUAAAGGAGCGCUUUUGCUGGCGGGAAUAAUCGAGAAAAAUCGAUCUUUGCAGAGGAUAGAUUUGCGUGACAACAAUAUCCAGAUGGAAGGAUUGGCAGCUCUGUCAUUCGCGAUGAAAAGGAAUCCCUGCGUGACGCAAUUGGAUUUGGAUCCAACGCCAUGGAGUACGAAGCCCACGACGAUGGAUCAAUACUUGGAUCUCGUGAAAGAGAUACGGAAGUAUUGCGCGAGAAACGAGGAGCCAACAUCGACGGAUGAAAGCACCGAGGAGUCCGGUAGUCCUCAGCAUCGUAGCAGAUUAUCUAGCGUUAACUCUCGUAAGAUCUCGCUGACAUGUCAGACACUGCCGCGUUCACCGCCGUCGGUAGCGCCAAAUUCGAUCAACGAUAUAACAACGAGAUCGAUGCUGGAACCAAAGCGUACGAACGGUGGACGUUUACGUUCGCCAGCCCCCUCUCCAAUCCCAUCUCCCGUUGCAAGCCCGAUUCCAAGUCCGUCCCGUAGUCGUUUUGUCGUCUCACGCGUAUGCGAGAAUUCCCUCAGUUCAACAAAUUCCUCAGCAUCCACAUCCCCCGUAACACCAUCCUCGUUAAGUUCUUCACCGACUCGUUUUUCCCCUCUGUCAUCCGGUGUUUCGUCUCGUUUCCGCGUAACCGUUGUCGAAUCCACGAGCACCGCCUCGAGCUCAAGUAAAUCCGUCGUAACAUCCGCAAACGCCAAUGUAACCAUUGGCUUCAAUUAUAAAAUUCAUAGAGCCGAGAUGAGCAUUGAUUCCGACGAUUCUGACAGCGUCUUCAGAUCCAACGUUCGAUCCUACGAGUCCCACAAUCCCGUAGGUCAAACUGACAGUUGCCCUGGAAUCAACAUCGACCUGGAGAAUACGAUCAAAGCGGCGCCACCAGCAGGCGAGAAAAAUCCGGAAGAACAGCCUUCGGAGAACGAAACCAAAAAUAAUCACGAAGAAACGGAGGAUCUCGAAGAUGAAGCGAGCGUGAAGAUAAAACGCAACCAAGUACCUGUUAAUGUCGAUAUUAAUGAAGCAACCCAAGCUACGGAGAAGUUGACAGAAGUCGAAAAAGAUACGAGUAACGACGGCGAAAUCACGGCCGGCAAUGAGAACACGAUUAACCAAGACGUUUCGGACUCGUUCGGUAAUUCGGUAAAUGAUAAAACCGAUAUCGUACCCAGCGUUCCAGAAAUAACAAAUAUAAACGUAAUUUCGAGCUCAGAACGUGUAGAAACCAAAGUAAAUACUUCUAUGAAGGGCAGCGAGUCUCUGCGAAAUGAGAUAAUCGCGUCUUACGAUUUGAGAUCAAAAAAGCCGGAACAACCGCCGCGACAAGCAACCAGUCUUGAGAGAUUACUCGGUCUUUUUCAACAUCCGGGAAGUUUUUUCUCCGCUAGUACGUACGCCGAAAAAACUGAAACAAAGAAUCCUAUUCAGGAUCGUGUAAAUAGUAUGAUAGCGUUGGGUGACAAAUUUCAACAGUAUCUGCGGGAUGGUCGAAACCCAUCGAAGGGUACAACGGAAAAUUCGGAAAGUCAUCCGACCCUACACCGAAGCGUGUCGGAUGCUUCGAGAUCGACGAUCAAAUUGGAUCCCGUAAAGUCACUCAGUAUACCACAAUUGUCGAGUAUGCAAUCAAUUUGUGUUCAAAAUAUUGGAUCGCGCGAGGAGACCCUCAAAGCAGAGGAAAACGAGAGGGAAAAUGUGGAAAGUACUUCGAAAUCAAAUAUUUUGCACGACGAAACGAGCACCGAUGAAUUCCUUGGGGACAUUUAUGAUGAAACAAAUGAUGAACAAAUUUUUAGGAUAAGCGACGAUAGAAUGUUACCUGAGAGUCUGCAGAAUGAGAAAAAUAUCAAAGAUGUUGAUAGGAAAGACGCAAUCGAUGAGUCUCCGUCGGCCGAUGAAAGAGAAAACUUGGUCGACGUUACAGACAAUCCGAGCCUUGUUUCUGAGUCUAAAACGAUCGUUUAUCCGAAAUUGAAAGACAUACCGGAGUAUUCGAUUCUCGAGACGAUAGAAAUGAACCUCGAGGUUCGUGAGAACAAUUUAUCGAGAGAAAAAAACUUGGAUGUUCAUGUCGAGGAUGAGAAUAAAGCGGGAAUAAAAUGUGAUAGCAGCAGCAGCACGACAGACAGUAUUAAUGACCCUAGUUGUAAGAAUUCUUCCCAUUGUAAAGUAACAUGUGAUAUAAUAAGCAGCGACGGUGGCGGCGGCGUUAAUGAUGUACAUACAUUAGGCAGCACGGGCGAUGUACAUAAUUUUUUUACAACACAAUUUAACAAUGAUAAUAAUAAGCACGAUGAUAAUGAUGACGGUGCGAUCAUCUCGAGCUCGGAGACGCUCAAGGACGAAGAAAAUCUCAUUGCCACGAGCGCGAUUCUUGGAAGAGCCAAAUCCGAGAACGAGCAUCCUUCGAACAUCUCGGCGGAAUACUCUAAUUAUAACCCGGCCAUAGUGCCUGAAGCGGUGAUUGAUCUCCAGCAACUGAAAACCAAUGAAGAAAACACAGAAAUCUCGAUGACAAGCGUAAAUCGAUUACCGGAGUUUAAUAACACAGAAAAUUGUUCGAACGAGAAAACGAUCGUUCAUUCGAAAGACAAAAAAUAUGACUUUGAAAAUGUUGAGAUCGGAAUAAUUGCGGCUGUGAACGAAGCUGAUCAGACCGAUACUAUAGAGGAAUUUUUACCACUCGAAACGAUCGUUUCGUCGACGGUCCAAUCGAACCAACGACUUCCAGUCUGUUUUAGCGGUUUGGCCAUUAGCUCGAACAAUAUUUUCGGUGGAGUUGAUUUCAGUCGGGAUAAAGCCGUUAGCAGUGAAAAAGAUUCAAAAGCAAUCGACGAGAGUGAUCUCUUAGAGGAACAACCAAGUUUGCAGUCAGUCGUUGACGCACCAACAAACACGGGUGCACUGAAAAGUGAAUUUGCUAUUACGAGAAUCGCCGUAGUUUCGGUCGACGAUGAGGAUUACGUGCCAGCUUCGAUAGAACAAGUCUCGAGCUCGUUGUCCGAGGAUUCAGGCUAUUUGGGUAAACUAUCGGUCGACGAUAACAGAAAUGGCAACACCUCGUUAAACGAUUUGACGGAAAUACCACCGGGGAACGACACGAUGAUCGAUGACGUAGCAAUGAGAAAUUCGAUGAUCGAAAAUAUCUUUGAAACUACGAAUACAAGUUUCAAUGAGGCUUCGUUUAAAAUAGAAGAAGAAGUUCCCUUCGUACGAGCGAGCCCCGAAUCGAAUCUCACUCCUUAUCUUAACGUCGAAAGCAUCGAAACGAGAGUCGGUACACCAGACGUUAUGAGCGGGGAAUUCAGCGAAGAACUCAUUUUCAAAAUGACCGAUAUCGACGGUGCAACUCUUUCGAAGGAAAUAGGAAACGCGAUUGUCACGAAGAUUCGAGUUUCCGAGGACGAUACGAUGAGUCCGAUGAUGAUGGACUGUUAUUACGAGUCCGGACAGUCCUCCAAUGCUAAUUUAUUCAUUGAAAAUUCGAGGAACGCGCACAGGAAUAGUCAGGAUUCUGGUAUUGAAGAAACUACAGCUUCGAUUUCCGAGGACAAUGGUUUAGAUCCGAGCAAUCAUCGCUCGGAAAAUUUUCAGGAGAGCCUCGAUUCAGGCAUCGAUUCUGAGUGUUCCUCUGUUUGCGCGAGAGUCGACGUUGGCACCAAUGCCCAGAAAGAACGUGCCAGGGAUCCUGGAAAGUUGGACAUCUCCGUUGCAAUGGUGAACGAAGAAAUUGCGCGAUUCACCAACUCGGUUGACAUCGAGAGAAUCCUUGGCAACAAAGAGAUUAUUGGAGUUGACGAUAACCCGAGGGCAGCGAGGAUCGAUGAGGAGAUCAACGUCGAUAUGAAUGUUUCCAAGGCUGCCGGGGCUCUGGGUGAAAAAACUUAACAACACUCAACGAGGUAAGUUGUUGAGAUGAGAUAGACGGAAAAAUUGCUUCGCUUCGAAUACUGCUAAUUGCUUUGCAAAAUAACGUUUUUCCUGCAGGACCCGAGCAAAAAAACUUUACCCCUUUUAUCUUUCAAAUCGCUUUUUACCGCUUGAAAAUAUGCACCUCUGUUAUUACUCGUCUCUUCCGACUAUUCGACAAAAACCUUGCCGAAUGGUCGAACAAACUGAGGAAAAAAACAAAUGGCUUUUGCGCCCUCGUAAACCGCUUGUUUUGGACUUUGCUGACAUUGCUUCUGGCUCAUACCUGGAUAAAUAUCGGAAGCGCGAUGGCCACCUGCUAAUUCUGCUCUGCCGCUACAUUUUUUUGCCCUUGAUGUGUUGGAACAGCUGCGUAGAAAAACAAACAGUUUUCGGCUGAAAGACAAGAGAGAGGAUUGUUGGGAGUAUCCGGAAAAAUGAUGCACCGUUUUUUCUUCUUUCUCCUUUUAAUACAUGGAACAAGGAUUUUUAACGGAUGGCUACGAUCUCGAUAAAGCCACGGAGUAAACCUCUAUGUUAUAUGUUGGCUAUUUGUUAUUCCUUUUCCAUCUUUCGUUUAUUCUACUCCUGUCGUUCACAAUGAUCCGUUUAAAAUGUGUUCUUUCCAGCGAGUAUGCGAUAAACGUUCAUACCUUUUUCCAUUGAAUUAUUCCUCUUGAUUUCUUAGCCUCUUCACAAAUUCGUGAUUAAUAUCGUGAUCGACGAAUGAUGAGUGAAUUCACAUUUAAACACUUUAAUCGUUAUGUGUUUUACCUAAUCGUCUCUUUUGUCUAUCCAACCGUUUAAAACUUAAUUAACAAAACUCUUUCUCAUGUAUCAACUUUUCUUCGCUCUGAUUCCGUUACAACAGACGGAUCGUAGCAACAUGUUGUGUUUUUGACUGUUUGCGAUUUACUAGACCAAGCUUUGUUUGUCUUUUUCCUUCGUAAACGCCUGGCGACUUGAUUGGUUCCAGCGAUUGGUGACUGGAAAUUCUGAGCGCGAAUUAUCUUGGCAUUCGCAAACUCGGAGAAUUAAAUUUUUGUUUCUUUAUCUGUCUACUCCGUAUCUUUUCUCUACCAAUAUUGUAUGCUAGAUCAGUAAAGCGACGAAAUUGAAAGGAAAACUAAAUAAAAUUAAAGAUUCUGAGGCCCUUGAUCUCUCUA
Molecule: messenger RNA, 6965 nt
Organism: Venturia canescens
Lineage: Eukaryota; Metazoa; Arthropoda; Insecta; Hymenoptera; Ichneumonidae
Exons: 9
Coding region: 535-5778 (1747 amino acids)
Biological process (GO): regulation of Arp2/3 complex-mediated actin nucleation; cell migration
Cellular component (GO): plasma membrane; lamellipodium
Molecular function (GO): protein binding
Source: RefSeq, a predicted model, not a curated record